Knipowitschia caucasica is the source of this 795-nucleotide messenger RNA. The record is from the annotation of a GenBank genome assembly. Lineage: Eukaryota; Metazoa; Chordata; Actinopteri; Gobiiformes; Gobiidae.
AUGAAAGCUACUGUACGAGAGGUAGCCUUGGGUCAAGAAGAAGACGCAUCCAACUCCAAGACUUCGUCGGACGAUUCUUCCAAAACUGUGGGCCUUUUGACUGGACAGACGCCCUUGUCUCCUCUCAGCCGCUGGAUGCUGCACAGCAAAAGCCGGGCGGCAAACACCACGUCCCUGGAGCUGCCGUAUCGCUCCCCAAUGCCCUUCUCGAAGCAGGAAUUUUCCAAACAAGAAUUCUGGGAGAUGCUUGGUAGCGAUCUCCUAAAGCCCGACGCCUCGAGCUCAAGAGUGAAGCGAAGGCCUAUUGUCAAAACAGGCAAAUUUAAGAAGAUGUUUGGAUGGGGGGACUUCUACUCCAACAUCAAAACCGUUCGGCUGAAUCUGCUCAUCACCGGGAAGAUCGUAGACCACGGCAACGGCACGUUCAGCGUCUACUUUCGCCACAACUCCACCGGCCAGGGCAACAUCUCGGUGAGCUUGGUGCCUCCGGUUAAAGCCGUGGAGUUCGACUUGGAGCGGCAGAGCGUGGUCUACCCCAAGGACUCCAAAAUCUUCAACUGCCGGGUGGACUAUGAGAAGGUCGACCGCAGCAAGAGAACCUCGCUGUGCAACUACGACCCGUCCAAGACCUGCUUCCAAGAGCAAAUCCAGAGCCACGUAUCCUGGAUUUGUUCAAAGCCUUUCAAAGUCAUCUGUAUCUAUAUUUCAUUCUACAGCACGGACUACCGCCUGGUUCAAAAGGUCUGUCCCGAUUACAACUACCAUAACGAGAUGCCGUACCUGCCGUCGGGCUAA